This is a messenger RNA of Desarmillaria tabescens, 854 nucleotides long. RefSeq lists its product as uncharacterized. NCBI's taxonomy places the organism in Eukaryota, Fungi, Basidiomycota, Agaricomycetes, Agaricales, Physalacriaceae. The record is from RefSeq and is a predicted model, not a curated record. The coding region runs from base 64 to 765 and encodes 233 amino acids. The transcript is spliced from 3 exons.
CUUCGUUCUUCUCACCGUCACGGCCAUGGUACAGCAAACGUUCUUUUAUCUGCUACCACCACCAUGCCAGCCGACCCACUCUCUUCUCUGGAAGUCCGGCGAGCUGCCCGCGCAGCAGUGAAGAUUCUCCAAGAUAGCGGGUAUGAAUGCUGUCUGUUCGGAAGUGCUGCUUGUUCGAUAUUCGGCAUGAGCGGUAGAGACCCCAAUGAUGUGGAUCUCAUUGUCCUCGAUAACGACGUCCAUGCCGAAGACAUCAAGGACCUCCUCGUUGAGGCGGACAACAGGUUCUACCUCAAGCGGUCCGUUAAUCCUCAGGCGACGUAUCGGGUGUUAUGGUACGCACUCCGGACUAAUGCCAAAGGCCGAAGGACACGCUCCUGUAAAGUGGACAUCCUUACACCUGGGAACUCGACAGACCUUCAAAUUCCGUUCGUGCCCUCUAGUCGGAUAACGUAUGUUCAGCGUUACCGAGAUUUGCCUGUCAUGCCCUUCAUGUGCUUGAUGUUGAUGAAGCUUCGUGGGUGGGAAGAUCACUUCGACUCGGAGAAGGAGUAUAUGCAGGAGAAAGAGCCGAUCGAUGUGUCGGACUUGGACGAGCUGCUGGAUUUGGCUAAGGACCAAUAUCAAGUGCGAGUAAACCUGCCAUCAGAGCAGUGGAUUCCGCGCUGGUUCAUUGAAGAGAGUCGUCGGAGAGUGUCACGAUUUAUUGAGAACUACCCUGAGUUUGAACAAGGGUGGAUAGAUGUUGGAUUUACGUUUUCUUGAUUAUACUCAUUGUCACAACUAUCACUUUGUAUCUGAUUCUCAUUUAUGCAUGAAUUGACUUGUAGCCAUAUUGAACACCGUCAGUGCUU